CAUUUGGGGUAAAUCUACCCCUCACGCCUCUUUACCUUCUCUCCCCCUUCCCCCCUCUAUAUAUAGCAAUCCCUUUCCCAACUUUGGCAUAUCCAUCAAUAUACGUACAUACCCCAUUUACACACAGGCAUUUAUAGAUACAGAGAGAGGAGAGAAGAGAAGAGAGAGAAGAGAGGAGUGAGAGGGCGAUAGAUUUGUUGUGGGUUUUUGAUCAGUCAAUUGGGUUUCUGGGUUUUGGGGGAAAACAAAAAAAUGGGGAGAGGGAAGAUUGAGAUCAAGAAAAUCGAGAAUGCAAACACAAGGCAAGUCACAUUCUCGAAGAGGCGAGUUGGGUUGCUGAAGAAGGCCAAGGAGCUCGCGAUCCUCUGCGACGCAGAAGUUGCCGUCAUCGUCUUCUCGAGUACUGGGAAGCUUUUCGAGUUUUCCAGUGCUGGCAUGAGGCAAACUAUUUCAAGAUAUAAUAAAGGUCUGGAUUCAUCAGAGUCUGCUUUGGUAGAGAAUUCAUCAGAGGCAGCUUUAGUAGAGAUCAAACCAGAGACACAAGAGUCAAAGGAGGUGGACAUUCUGAAAGAGGAAAUUGCAAAGCUCAAGGCGAAGCAAAUGCAGCUCUUGGGCAAGGAUCUUACUGGCAUGAGCAUGAAAGAACUGCAGCACCUAGAAGAGAUACUAAAUGGAGGAUUAUUAUCUGUGAAGGAAAGAAGGGAGCAAAUACUUAUGGACCAGCUAGAACAAUCAAGAGUUCAGGAGCAGCGGGCUAUGCUGGAGAAUGAGACUUUACGCAGACAGGUUCAGGAGCUUCGAGGUUUCCUUCCAUCAAGCGAACACUCUGCCCGGACGCCUUACCUUGAACUCUAUCCUGAGGAAAGAAUUAAUUCCUUUGUUAAACAUGGUCCUGGGAGUCCGGACAUUGUCCACACUUGUGCCGUUGAUCUGCAAUUGGGGCUACCUUCAUCCGAAGUUUGUCCCAAAAGGGAGGUUUGUCGCAAGAGGAAGGCACCAGAGAAGGAAGAUUGUUCCAGCAACUCCGGGAGUCAAAUGAGCCUACUGUGAUCGCUUUAUUCCCCAGUUCUCUCCUCUUAGGUGAUUUACAACAAACUGAAUAGCAACAACUGGACUACUUUAUUCAAGUUUAGCAGUUUUGGUCCAAGAAUCGGUUUAGGCAUCCAUAGUUACAACCUUUUGCUGGCUUCUAUGGCACCAAAGGUCAAGCAUUGAGUAUAUAAAGAGAGACUGUAUGGUGUGGUGGCUUUAAGGCCAAACUCAUGAAAUUGCCGAUGUAACUGGAUAUGAAAAAAAAUUAGCAGAUGCAGUUGGGUUUUAUGCAUUUUCAAAGCGUUGAGUUAAAUUUUUCUACUGAGUAAUCAAUUAAACACACACACAAAAUGAUUGAUAGUUAGCUACAAUCUUUACAUUGAAAGAACACAAUCAGCACAGAAUUCAGUCACCAAUAUCACUGUUCCAUGUCUCAAUACGAACCCUAGGCCACACGAUCGUGCCUCAAAGUCCAUGUAUCGGACAUGAAGAUUUGGAGACAGAGACACCAUUAAUAUACAAACACAAAUCAUCUGUUGUUGUUACCCUAUUCAAAUAAAUUUUAUACACAGUUUUUUUUUUUUUUUUUUGGGCAAGUGGUUAUAUAUGCAGUUGUUGCUAUGGCUUCAUCUGUCGGAGACCGUCAAGCAACUCAAUUCUCCCGGCCAUAAUCUCCGAAAACAAACCAUCCGCUCUCGUCCCUAUACCAUCCAGCAGCUUCUCCAUUGCCUCCAAUUUCCCUUCCAAAUUUUUUCCUGCUUCGCCGUAAUUUUCUCCCACGGCUACCGCUGCAACAAGAUAAACCACACAAUCAUUCACUUCUCUCACCUCCUUUGCUGCCCCAUUCUUCUCCAUCGCCGCCAUUGCUGAAGGGCUAAGGAACCCUCUGCACAGUUUUUCCAUCUCCAAGCACGGUCUUGUAUCACCAGAUAAUCCUAGCAACACAAUUCCGCACACCCAAUACCCAUUUCUCUUCAUGACCAUCAAGGCUUCACCGAAAAGCCAUUUCUUAUCCCCACAGCAGAGCCUCUUCUCUUCUCCCCCUUCCUUUUCUUCCACUUUUAUCUCCUUGUUUAGAUUCUUGAUCAACCGAACUGCUUUUAACCUCUCCAUCGCCGAUUCAGGCGAGCCAUCGAUAAGG
Messenger RNA from Rhododendron vialii, 2173 nucleotides. Its product is annotated as agamous-like MADS-box protein AGL15. The transcript has 8 exons. Gene Ontology annotation, biological process: positive regulation of transcription by RNA polymerase II. The record is from RefSeq and is a predicted model, not a curated record. Lineage: Eukaryota; Viridiplantae; Streptophyta; Magnoliopsida; Ericales; Ericaceae. Gene Ontology annotation, molecular function: DNA-binding transcription factor activity, RNA polymerase II-specific; protein dimerization activity; RNA polymerase II cis-regulatory region sequence-specific DNA binding. The coding region runs from base 253 to 1050 and encodes 265 amino acids. Gene Ontology annotation, cellular component: nucleus.